AUGUACAAUAUAGUGAUGCGAUUUACUUACAUUAUUAUUUUCAAUACUUUUGUGAUAGAUGUUAAAACUGCAAGAAUACUGGCGGUAUUUCCGAUUCCAUCAAUAAGUCAUCAAGUAGUUUUUCGACCUCUUACAUUAGAAUUAGCAAAGCGGGGACACGAAGUGGUUGUUGUUACUCCAGAUCCUGCUUAUCCUAAAGGGAAAGCACCUGCAAAUUUAACAGAAAUAAAUGUGCACAACGUUUCCUAUAGUAAUUGGAAAAGUUUUGUGUCAGCAGCAACAGGAAAAAGUGACGAUUUAAGUAUACAAAUGGAAGUGGUAUUCGACCUUAUAAUCAAGAUUUUUGAAAAACAAACAGAAGAAAAAGAAUUUAGAGAAAUAUUAACAGAUAAAAGAUCUUUUGAUUUACUUCUUCUAGAAGCUUGCACAAGACCAGCAUUAUCUUUAUCAUAUUUAUACAAAGUACCUGUUAUUUUAGUAAGCUCAUUUGGUGGAAUGUUUGGAAACUUUGAAACUAUGGGUGCACCUAUCCAUCCAAUAUUAUAUCCUUUGUCUUUGCGACAGAAAAUAUAUAAUCUUUCUUCGUGGGAAAAACUAGUCGAAUGGUAUUAUAAUGAUUAUUCAUUAAUGCAACUAUUUAAAAACCAUGAAGAAAAGGAAAACAAAGUUUUGAAACGAAUAUUUGGUCCCAAUAUACCAACACUAAGCGAAUUAACAAAAAAUGUACAAAUGCUAUUUUUAAAUGUUCAUCCAAUUUGGGACAACAAUCGGCCGGUCCCACCAAAUGUAAUUUAUAUGGGUGGUUUACAUCAAAAACCUCUGAAACAAUUACCAACGGAUCUACAAAUUCUAAUGGAUUCUUCAAUCAACGGUGUCAUAUACUUUAGUUUAGGCACUAAUGUAAAUCCAUCUUUGUUACCUCCAGAAAAAAUACAGAUAUUUGUGAAUGUUUUCUCUCGACUACCUUACGAAGUCUUGUGGAAAUGGGAUUCGAAUGCAUUAAACGACAUACCCAAAAAUAUAAAGAUAAUGAAGUGGUUUCCACAAUCUGACCUAUUAAGACACGAAAAAGUUAAACUUUUCAUAACACAAGGUGGAUUGCAGUCAACAGAUGAAGCCAUAACAGCGGGGGUUCCACUUAUUGGAAUACCAAUGCUUGGAGACCAGUGGUAUAAUGUUGGGCAGUACGUCCGUCAUGGAAUAGGAAUAAAACUCGACUUGGAAACCUUAACAGAAGAAAUUUUCGCAACAGCUAUAAGAGAUGUACUUAUAAACGACAGCUAUCGUCAUAAUAUUAAACGCCUCCGGUCAUUAAUGCAUGACCAGCCACAAAGUUCACUAGAGCGAGCAGUGUGGUGGACAGAGCACGUGCUUCGACAUGGAGGAGCUGAGCAUUUACGGGGCCCUGCUGCGAACUUAACUUGGAUAGAAUAUUAUGAAGUUAAAUUACUUUUGAUUUUGUUAUUUUCUCUCUGUUUUAUUAUUGGGAUAUGUUUUGUUAUAUUGUUAUAUUUUGUAAGAGUAAUUUCAACUAAGGCAUUAGUAAAUCAGAAACUUAAAUCAAAUUAA
Molecule: messenger RNA, 1569 nt
Organism: Parnassius mnemosyne (clouded apollo)
Lineage: Eukaryota; Metazoa; Arthropoda; Insecta; Lepidoptera; Papilionidae
Source: the annotation of a GenBank genome assembly